Cylicostephanus goldi is the source of this 228-nucleotide messenger RNA. The record is from the annotation of a GenBank genome assembly. Lineage: Eukaryota; Metazoa; Nematoda; Chromadorea; Rhabditida; Strongylidae.
AUGUCUUUUUUUCAGUUUGAAAAAUACCAUCGCGGUGGUUUCGAGGCGAAGAUGUCGAGAAGAGAAGCUGCCAUGAUCCUAGGAGUUCCAGCUACCGCUAAGCCAAAUCGAAUAAAAGAAGCCCACAAGCGCAUCAUGAUUGCCAAUCACCCUGAUCGAGGUGGCUCUCCAUACUUGGCUGCAAAGAUUAACGAAGCCAAGGAUUUGCUGGAGUCAACGAAAAGUUAA